CUUCAACAAUCAAUAAACCCCAAAACAAAACCCGUCGCUCGCAAAUUCCAAAUAUUUCACAUCAAUGAGCAAGAGAGCCUUGAAGGCCCUUCUCUCUCACUCAAUCCCAACCCUCUCAUCAUGUCUUCGACCCAACCUCAUUAUUCCUUCAAAAACUCCUUCAAAGCUUUUCAGUGCUUCCCGCCAAGGUCUCUUCUCUUUGGUAUCCAGAUUCGCCACCACUCCUUCACCACCGGACAAUCUUGAAGGAUUGGUUGAUGCGGACUAUCUAGCUUGGAUUGAGAAUUCGCCAGUCGAGUCAUUUUCUAGCGAGGAAUUUGCCUUGUUGUCUGAUUCUUUGUCGGAUACUACUGAUGCUGGUUCUGGGUCGCAAAAGUUUGAGGUUGGUAAGUUCUCUAAUGAUGCUCUUUUGAUUGCAAACGGUGUCGUGAGUAGUGAUGACGGGUUUGGUAGCAAAACCCAUAAAUUUCUUAGGCAAUUUAGGGAGAAAUUGAGUGCAAAUAUUGUGAUUGAGGUAUUGAAUAUAGUUAAAAACCCAGAAUUGGGUGUCAAGUUCUUUAUAUGGGCGGGUAGGCAAAUUGGGUAUGCUCACACAAUGCCUGUCUAUAGUGCAUUGUUGGAUAGACUAGAAUGUGAUAAUGACGAUAGAGUGCCGGAACCAUUUUUGCAAGAAAUUAAGGGAGAAGAUAAGGAAGUGCUGCGGAAGUUGCUUAAUAUUUUGAUACAGAAAUGUUGCAGAAAGGGGUUGUGGAAUGUGGCAUUGGAGGAGCUAGGGAGGCUUAAGGAUUUCGGGUAUAGGCCCUCUAGAUUGACCUAUAAUGCUCUUGUUAAAGUGUUUCUGAAAGCCAACCGAUUAGAUACUGCUCAUUUGGUUUAUAGGGAAAUGUCGGAUGCAGGAUUUAGGAUGGAUGCUGCUACACUAGGUAGUUAUGUGAAUUCCCUUUGCAAGGCAGGGCAGUGGAGGGAAGCCCUCACACUGAUUGAAAAAGAAGAAUUUGUUCUGGAUACAAUUAUUUAUACACACAUGAUAUCUGGGUUAUGUGAAGCUUCGCUUUUUGAAGAAGCCAUGGAUUUUUUAAUUAGGAUGCGGGCUAGUUCUUGCAUACCUAAUGGCAUAACUUACAGGAUUUUACUUUGUGGAUGUUUGAGAAAAAGACAGCUUGGUAGGUGUAAGAGGAUUCUUAAUAUGAUGAUUACAGAAGGCUGUUAUCCUGCUCCUAAGAUAUUUAAUUCUCUCAUUCAUGCGUAUUGCAAAGCUGGAGACUACUCCUACGCCUAUAAGGUGCUUAAGAAAAUGGUUACAUGUGGUUGCCAGCCUGGUUAUGUCCCUUACAAUAUCUUGAUUGGUGGAAUAUGUGGCAAUGUGGAGUUACCUAGUUCUGAUGCAUUGGAAUUGGCUGAGACAGCUUACAGUGAAAUGUUUGAUGCAGGUUUUGUACUAAACAAGAUUAAUGUCAGCAAUUUCGCUCGAUGUCUUUGUAGUGCUGGAAGAUUUCAGAAAGCGUAUAACAUUAUUUGUGAAAUGAUGAUGAAGGGUUUUAAACCUGAUACUUGUACAUACACCAAUGUGAUUGGUUAUCUAUGUAAUGCCUCAAAAGUAGAAAAGGCUUUUCUAUUGUUUGAAGAAAUGAAAAGGAAUGGUGUUGUUCCUGAUGUCUAUACAUAUACAAUAUUGAUUGACAGUUUCUGUAAAGCUGGUCUAAUAGAACAGGCUCGCAACUGGUUUGACGAAAUGGUAAGAGAUGGUUGUUCACCAACCGUGGUUACUUAUACUGCUCUCAUUCAUGCUUACCUUAAAGCAAGGAAGCUGUCAAAUGCAAAUGAGGUAUUUGAGAUGAUGUUAUCUGAAGGUUGCUUUCCUAAUAUUGUUACAUAUACAGCUCUAAUUGAUGGUCAUUUCAAGGCUGGAGAGGUUGAGAAAGCUUGCCAGAUUUAUGCCAGAAUGAGAGGUGCUGAUAUCUCAGAUGUAGAUAUGUAUUUUAGGGAUACUGACGAUGACAGAAAAGAACCAAAUGUUUUUACAUAUGGGGCAUUGGUCAACGGCUUAUGCAAGGCUCACAAGGUCAAAGAGGCAUGCAACUUAUUGGAUGCCAUGUCAGUGGAAGGUUGCGAGCCGAACCAUAUUGUAUAUGAUGCUCUUAUAGAUGGAUUUUGCAAGGUUGGGAAGCUAGAUGAAGCACAAGAAGUGUUUGCCAAAAUGUCAGAUCGUGGGUAUAGCCCGAAUGUGUAUACUUAUAGCUCAUUGAUUGACAGGUUAUUUAAGGAUAAAAGGCUAGAUCUUGUUCUGAAAGUCCUGUCAAAAAUGCUGGAAAACUCAUGUGCUCCUAAUGUUGUUAUCUACACAGAGAUGAUUGACGGCCUUUGUAAAGUUGGUAAAACAGAUGAAGCCUUUAGACUUAUGCAGUUGAUGGAAGAAAAGGGUUGCUGUCCUAAUGUUGUGACAUAUACUGCAAUGAUAGAUGGAUUUGGCAAAGCAGGUAAAGUAGCCAAAUGUCUUGAGCUUCUGGAACAAAUGUGUUCCAGGGGUUGUGCACCAAAUUAUGUGACCUAUAGAGUAUUAAUACAUCAUUGUUGUGCUGGUGGUCUUUUUGAUGAUGCUUAUAAACUUUUGGAAGAGAUGAAGCAUACGUACUGGCCUAGGCAUAUGGCAAGCUAUCGAAAAGUCAUUGAAGGUUUCAGCAGCGAGUUCAUUACUUCUCUCGGGCUGUUAGAUGAGAUGACGAAAGAUGAUUCAGUGCCAAUUAUCCCAGUCUAUAGAGUUAUGAUUGAUAGUUUUGUAAAAGCUGGAAGACUGGAUGAGGCUCUGGAACUGCUUGAAGAGAUAGCACAAUUACCGCAAUUUUCUGCCACCAGCAGGAAUACAUAUGUUUUGUUAAUUGAGAGUCUCUGCCUUGCAAAUAAGGUAGACAAAGCUUUUGAGUUGUAUGCAGACAUGAUUCAUAAGGGUGGGGUUCCUGAGUUGAGUACAUUUUUUCACCUUAUCAAAGGAUUGAUCAAAGUUAACAAAUGGGAAGCAGCACUUCAGCUCUCCGAUAGCAUAUGUCAAAUGGGUGUCCAUUGGCUCCAAGAAGAGAAAUCUGACACAAAUUAGAGAUGAUUAACAGCUAAAUGCUUGCUGAAGUGAUGUAACAUUUUUUUACGCCAUCAUGGCCUAUAAUUGAGAUGUACUAUAUCUCCUGCGCCUGAUGAGAAUUUUUUUUUGGUUUGCUUCAAUAGAAUGAAGGGUUGCUCACAUUGUACCUAAGAGUGUAGCAUUGCAUUUCAGAAAGUAUCAACCAGAAGCAUCUGGAGCAGAGCUCUAAGGAUGACGUUGAUCUCCAUUGAGCAAGGCAUCCAAAUGUCCCGGUUCAUUCUUACAAGAUAAAAGAGCUGGUAAGUAAAUAUUAUUUAUCUGAAUCUCUCCAUAGAUUCAUUUAAGAGCUAUAAGAAUAUUUAUGCCUAUAGUUGAAAUAUUUAACCACUUUAGAGAAAUAUGGAGGGGAGGCAUUAGCAAUUUAGCAUGUCCAGACAUUUAAAAGGAAAAGAAAACUGUUGGUCCAUAGGACAACAUGUUUUACAAUUCGUUUAUUUGUGGAUUUUUGUACACAAAGUGAUAAGCUGUGAAUUAAUAUAGCACAUCUAAACAACAUACAAUUAGGACUUUAAAAGAGACUCAGAAACACUUAUUAAUCAGUAACAGUAGCACCCCCAUAUUUCGAUACUAUAUCACUUGAUUUCAUGAUAAUGUGGUUCAGACUCUGAUGAGCAGAUGGUCGCACUGUGAAGUACAACGGUCUCAACUGUAAGACCCGGACCAAACCCAAACAAAACCCCAUUCCAUCCCUUCCCCAGUGGUGGCCUUCCCUUCAUCCGCAGACCUCUUUCUCAUCUCAUCCAAGAUGAAGAACACACAUGCACUUGACAUGUUACCAUACUCACUUAAAACGUAACGACUUCCUGAGUUUAUCUUCUUUCAGUCUGAGUUCGGAGUCAAUCUUGUUUAAGAUCUUACUGCCACCCGGGUGAGGAACCCAGAACACUGAGUUCUAAUCACUGAUUCCAAGUGGAUUAAAAGCUUCUGUUAAGCAACUUCCAAUGUUUUCAGCAAUUAAGGAAGGUACAUCCUUAAGUAAGUGAAAUGUUUGUCCUGCUUCAAUGAUGUGGGCCUCUAUUGAACCCUCAGAGUCAGGUAUGAUAGUCUGCGUUGCUGAUACAAGCUCGAAUAAUGGACACUCAAUUGAAACAUCAGGAUCAGCACCAACAAUCAAUGCAGCAGCUCCAUCCUCAAAAAGUGCUUGGCCCACCAAAGAGUCAACAUGGGCUUCAGAUGGGCCGCGGAAGGUAACAGCACCGAUUUCUGAACAUACCACAAGAACACGAGCUCCCUUGUUGUUCUCUGCAAGGUCCUUGGCCAGGCGGAGGGUGGUGGCACCUGAAUAGCAACCAAGUAAGUAAAGCAUGACACGAUUAAUGGAGGGCUUGAGGCCGAGGAGCUUGACGAGUUGGUAGUCUGCACCAGGCAUGUCUACACCGGAGGUAGUAGUGAAGAUGAGGUGAGUGAUCUUGGACUUUGGCUGUCCCCAUUCUCGGAUGGCUUUAAUAGCUGCUUCUUUUCCUAGUUUUGGUACCUCACGAAUCACCAUUUCUUGUCGGGUGUUGAGAGAUGGAGCCAUGAAGGUACACAUGUUGGGACUCUUCUUCAAUAUGUCUUCUGUUAGGUACAUCUGACGUUUCCUAAUCAUUGUCCUGUCACCUGUCAACAAAGAUUUCGAAACAUGAUCAGUUGAAAGUGUAGUUCUUACAAGGAUCUUGAGUGGAAUUUGAAUUGGAGGGGAUCUUAAACCCUUUUAGUAUACAAACACACAUAUGCGCUUGAACUUGUCUUUGAGCGCGGUCAUGUGCUCGCUAUCAGUGAUCCUGAAAUAAAAAUCGGGAUAUUCAGCUUGUAGGAAAUGGUUGGGUGGAGUGGCUGUGCCAAUGGCUAGAAUGGUGGCUGGACCCUUAGCCCUUUGAGCAUUUCUGAUAUCCUCAACUGAUGCCAUGUAUUCUAAUUACGAGAAAGACUUGAUCAAUGUAAGUAAUUUCAAUGAGGAGAAGUGAGGAAGAGCAUUCUAUUUAUAUAUUU
Messenger RNA from Tripterygium wilfordii, 5104 nucleotides. Its product is annotated as pentatricopeptide repeat-containing protein At1g06710, mitochondrial. NCBI's taxonomy places the organism in Eukaryota, Viridiplantae, Streptophyta, Magnoliopsida, Celastrales, Celastraceae. Gene Ontology annotation, molecular function: protein binding. The transcript is spliced from 4 exons. The record is from RefSeq and is a predicted model, not a curated record. The coding region runs from base 65 to 3091 and encodes 1008 amino acids.